CUAUGUACUUAGCCACAGCACAGUUUACAACUCAGAAGAGAGUUGAAAUAUUGAAGUUUCUUUGUCAGGCCUUUUAUGUACAGGGUAUAUUAGUCUAAUAGGUGUCCCUUGGUAUCGUUUCAAACGAUUUCCAUAAUUGCGAGCGUAUUUUCUGUUAAUAGAAUUUGGUUUUUAAAAGUUUUAAAUAAUAAAUAUUGAAGACACUAAAUUUGCCGUUCUAUAGUAAUUCGCUAGUAGAAAAAACAACUCUUCGUCUUUGCGUAACAAUAUUAUACCUUCUAACCCAUGGGAAGGCUUUUUUUCUUAUAAGCUUCUUUUUGAUUCAGGCUCCUACCUCCUGUAGUGCUCGAAAGUAUUCACUGUACCACCCAAUGGGUGAUUAAAUUCCUCCUCCACACACACACACGCACGUGCGCACACGCACACUCAUUCAACUCAAAGUCGCCUCUCUCUUGCAAUGCAGAUUCUUCCACACUUUCUCCAAUUCAUAUGGCUUCCACAUAUAGUAUACAGCGGCCAGUAUUUAGUUUUACGUGGUUUCGGGUGUUUUGAUACUUCGUCUAGUUUGCCUCUGAAGGUUACUUCGUUGUUUUAGGCUGUGAAGUUUGUACUAUUGAUAUGACGCACGCCCACUCUCUUUAAGGGACGCGAAUAAAGGCUCUGUCACACCUAGCAUAAAGAGGUACGUAUUAAUAUCGUAUUUGACAUCGAUUAUACGCACAGAUUUAGCGUAUAAAAUCCCCCCGUUUCCAUCGUAUUUAAAUGAAGACAUGAACAGCGGAUGGAUUUGUACUGUAUUUGAACAUGCUCAAAACCUAUGUUGAAAAGACGCCCUCCGGGUAUACAAUCUAUUGUGUUUGCACGGUUAUUUGUCUAUGCAAUGUCCUCCAAACCUGUUAGUGAAUUUUUGUUGUGUCUGAGUGUUAAAGUUUACAGCACUAAUUUCACAGGCAGAUUUAUGGUGAUAAAAUCUAAGGAUUGAAAAAGGCACAUGAGGAUCAUUUUUUUUUUCAUUGUCAUAAUCCCUCUUCGACGUAUCACCACGCCAUGCGUUUGCGGUCACGAAAACUGGCAAUAGCAGUAAGCACCGUGGCCAUUAUGGUUUUCCUGGCUCUAAGCCUUCGGCGUGGAGCGGUUAGAACAUUUGGAGAAGAGUAUCCUUAUUCUUGGUUUUCCUCGUCACUUGAUCACGAUACACUGCUGGAAUAUGAAUCAAGACGCGACAUGAAAGUGAGCAUUACCCAGGAGGAUAUAUCCACCGCGGACCGCGCACGGCCUAAUAAAAUCUUCAUAAGUGACAUGCAGAGACGCCAGUACCAAGUCUUCAAGAAAUACCUCACCGGAUUCAAGCGCGCAAUUUUGGUGAAUGUGUUCGACACAAGUAACACCGGAGACCGUUUUAUCCUCUGGGGAGAGAGGACGAUCUUAUCCUGGUUUAACAUAACUACCAUUGACUACAUGUGUAUUAACCCUUCUAUGCCGCGCUGCGCCUUCAGCAAGGUAAAACGAGGCAAAGAUCUGGUCAUUCUGAUAGCUGGGGGAGGAUACCUUGGUUCUGGGAUAGAUUUGAAAUAUCUGAAAGAAGCAUUCCGAGCCUUUCCCAGUAAUCGGAUUCUCAUGUUUCCUGUGAGUUCAUGUGUUGUUGACCACAGUAGGUGUGGCAGUAUUCGGGAGUGGGCAAGACUCUUUGACGGACACGCGGACUCCGUGAUCACACUUCGGGAUAGUCCGUCUUUUUCCGUGACGAAACAAUAUUUUCGGAACACUGCCAUUGAACUUGUACCAGACGCCGCGUUCGCUGUCGGAUUCCAGGAUUUCGGCAGCUACAUUCCAUCGUACGACAUUGUCUGUUUGAAAAGAAGAGAUUGGGAAAUUCCUAGUAAAUUGAAAAAUGUUCCCGUGUUCCCUAGCAACACAUCAGUUCUGGUCGUUGAUUGGCCAGAGCGUGUUACCAGCGCUGUCAAUCAUACCUCGACCUAUUCUAUACAAUAUUUUCUUGAGGAUUCAUUGGACCAAGCAGUAAUGGGGCUGGCCUUGCUGUCACGUGGAAGAGUCGUGUUUACGGACCGCCUACAUGGGCACAUACUGAGUAUCCUGUUGAACAAACCGUCAGUGUUAAUGAACAGCAAAACGAACAAACAGGAAUUCUUUUUCCGAACCUGGCAAUCACCAUCGUUGCUAGAUACCGUUUAUCUUGCAAAUAACACCCAUGACGCGGUGGAGAAGGUCAUGUAUUUCCUGCGCAAACAUGUUUAGAUGCAGAUAUUCACAUGGACGUUAGCAGUGUUGUUAAAAUUUUGUUAGCUGCCUUAAUACUCUGAUAAGUUGCACUGAACGCUGUCUGAACAAUGUUACACUUUUUUUCCGUUAUGGAUUUGCACGUGCCUCGUGUGGGAUUUAUGUCGUAUUUCCUGAUUCAUUUUGAUUGACGUUUAUUGAACUAGACAGACCAGCAAAGCUUA
This is a messenger RNA of Lingula anatina, 2462 nucleotides long. RefSeq lists its product as uncharacterized. Lineage: Eukaryota; Metazoa; Brachiopoda; Lingulata; Lingulida; Lingulidae. The record is from RefSeq and is a predicted model, not a curated record.